Messenger RNA from Athalia rosae (coleseed sawfly), 2310 nucleotides. RefSeq lists its product as uncharacterized. The transcript has 6 exons. The record is from RefSeq and is a predicted model, not a curated record. Bases 517 to 2169 code for a protein of 550 amino acids. Lineage: Eukaryota; Metazoa; Arthropoda; Insecta; Hymenoptera; Athaliidae.
UACGUACACUGAUUUGAGGAUAUGCGAAAGGAUCGAGCGACAUACUUAAUAACGUAUUAUACAUUAACGAUAACAUGCCCUAUAUACAUGCAAUAUAUUUCUAAGAGAUAAAAUCAACGAAGAGAAUGAAAAAACGAACGAGCCAUCACCGCGAUAUUAUGAUAGUUUAACGAAUGAACGCUCAAAUCCGACAUCGCCACAAGGGUGACAGUAUCACCGCGUUCUGACAGCGGCCAUUAACCAAUGUCAAUCACGUGCAAAGUGACCCCCUUAAACGCAUCGCGUAACGCCGAUUUUUCUACCGGAUUCAUUUCGUUAUCAGUGCGACGAAAUAGCCUCGUUGCAGUAUCAAAAUUUCUACCAAGUGUUAGUUUUUUUUUUCUUUCUUACCUUCGAAUGCGAGCGUCGUUUUUUGCCGUUUCUUAGUUCACCACGUUGGUAGGGCUGAAUACAAACAGAAUCGAGAAACAGAGGGUAGCUGCGUUACGAAAUUCGUACGACCUCGACGUUGUGAAAAUGAGUAAUUACUUCAAAGAACGUAUGGGAGCUAUUCAACUGCAAAAUGACCAAAUUACACAAAGAAGGACUCUUGAAACGGAAAUUCAUUCGCUCGAAGAGAAUCUGAAGAGUAUCGAAAGUCAAAACGAGUCUUUGCGAGCCACUUAUGAAUCGUAUCUAGAAAAAUUCGCGUUUAUCCGAGUCGAUCUCGAGGUUUCGAAAGAAACGUACGAGUUCACCAAAACUGUGCUCGAAAAAAGACGGGCGAUCCUCGUGGAAGAAAAAAAAAAACUGGAUGAAUUGCAUUGGAAAGUCUGGGAAGAACAGAGCAGAUCGUGCGACGAAGUCAGGAAAUGCGUUGCCGCGAACAAUAGCGUAGAAUUUCUGAACGAGUAUCCGCGCAUCUUGGAUAAAGGGCGGUACCGUUUCAUGGCUGCGCAGGAAUCGGACGAAGACGUGGAAAAGGCGGUCGCCGAACAUCCGGAGGCUAAGCGACUUGCGGACGAAAUGGCAGUGCUCGAUUUGGAGAUUGAAAAACUUGACUCUGAGAACAGCUGCUUGGCUGAAAAAUUGCAAAAAAUUUCAAUGGAACUAGACAAAUUGAACAGCGAUGACUUUAGCAAUAGCGAGGAGAUUCAAAGACUAAUCGAAGCUCUGGAAAGUUCUCAUCGCGAUCGAAUGGCUUUGGAAGCUGAGAUAAAAGAAAUAGAAGAUCAAAUCAGCCAAGCCGAUGAUCGGCCAUUCCUUAAAGUAGAGUAUCCGGUAAAAAUUGAUAAAGAAACGGGUCGAAUAUCGUGCCCGAAGGAAACCUUUAUUAAGCCGGAGUCUGACGUAAUCAUUGGCGAAUUAACCGAGGAAAAUCCGGCAGCAAUUGAAAUAGAAACAGCGGCCACUCGCGACGACUCGAAAGUGUUGAAGAAGGAAAUUCAAAAGUUGAAGGCCAAAAAGUGGUAUGAGGAAUACAUGCGAAGUCUUCCGCCAACGGAAGAUCAAAAUGAAAUCGAAUCCAAGCCAAAUUUAUCGAACAUCGUCGGAUCGAAUGUGUCACGUAAAGGUGAUACAACCGAAACAAAAAACCCGGAACAGAACUGCGGGUUUUUCUCAUCUCAAAACAAAGAGUUUCUAGAGCUCCACAAUCCGCCGGAAUUUUUCUGCGAAGAAGACGACGAUCGAUCUGUCUCCGAUUGCCCUAAAGUAGCAAGGAGAAGGUGUCCGCCAAGAAGUGCAAAAAAAUUAAAUAAAUCUCCAAGGUUAUCUCAGUCCGUGAAAUCGCGAUUCUUUGAGAAAAAAAAGAAGAAUGUAGUCGCGACAGGCCUGGAGAAGGAGGAUCGCACUCCGAAAAUUGAAGUCACGUCGGACCGAAAACUCCAACUGUUGGAAACUCCAGCACCAAAGCGAAAUUUCAUGCCUAUUGUGGCGACGCCAGGUAGUUUUUUCAUUCCUCAACAUGAAACGGCAAAUGAUGGUGGCGUCGUUCAACGAAAUUACUGCGAGAAAAAGAGCGGUCCUUCGACGUUUGCGGUGAAUGACGUACGACCGGUUGAAAAGAAGAAAGUAAGGUUCACUCCGAAAAGACCGAGCAAUAUCGAGCAAAAGGCGGGAUAUCGUCAGACGAAAUUGGACGAUUUCCACAGUUUCAUGUUACCGGACUAUCGGCCUAACAUGUACUGAAAGGAAAUCGGGAUCGGGGUUGGUAUUUUUAGUGUGAUUAAUUGAAAGUAUAACAAUCGAGUCAUCACAUUACUAAUGAUAUAUUAUUACAUAGCACAAAUCCAUUAUGGAUGGUUACAAACUUGUAGAUUAUUAAGAAAU